Messenger RNA from Catharus ustulatus (Swainson's thrush), 5642 nucleotides. RefSeq names its product leucine rich repeat containing 28 (gene LRRC28). Gene Ontology annotation, molecular function: protein binding. The record is from RefSeq and is a predicted model, not a curated record. Lineage: Eukaryota; Metazoa; Chordata; Aves; Passeriformes; Turdidae. The transcript has 10 exons. Bases 136 to 1254 code for a protein of 372 amino acids.
UUCCUCUUUGGGGAGGCUGCGCCUCAUCCUUGGACAAAGAUAAUUGAGAGAGGAAAAGUUUGGCUGGUGGUGGAAGGAAGUAGGAGGAGGUUCCUUUGAAAAAUGGGUCUGCUCUCAGAAGAUGCGAUGCAGUAGAUGUGGUGCUCAGUCAUGGCAUCAGAACUGUGUAAAACAAUCUCUGAGGCAAAGCUGGAAAGGCACAAGAACUUGUUCUUAAAUUACCGAAAUCUCCAUCACUUCCCUCUGGAGUUACUGAAAGAUGAGGGGCUGCAGUACUUGGAGAGACUUUACAUGAAAAGAAAUUCCCUGACCACAUUGCCAGAAAACCUUGCACAGAAGCUUCCAAACCUCGUGGAAUUGUACCUUCAUUCAAAUAACAUAGUUGUUGUACCUGAAGCCAUUGGCUCCCUGGUUAAGCUGCAGUCUCUGGACCUGAGUGACAAUGCCCUGGAGAUUGUGUGUCCCGAGAUCGGCCGCCUGAGGUCCCUGCGGCACCUGCGCCUGGCAAACAACCAGCUGAAAUAUUUACCUGCAGAGGUCGGAGACCUGCGGGAGCUGCAGACCCUGGACAUCUCCACCAACCGCCUGAUGACGUUACCCGAGAGGCUGCACAUGUGCCUUUCCCUGCAGUACCUGACUGCAGACAGGAACCACCUGUGGUCUGUGCCCCGCCACCUGUGCCAGCUGCCCAGCCUCAAUGAGCUCUCCAUGGCUGGCAACCGCCUGGCAUUCCUGCCCCUGGAUUUAGGUCGUUCUCGAGAGCUCCAGUAUGUCUAUGUGGAUAACAACAGCCACCUGAAAGGCCUCCCAUCUUAUCUCUAUAAUAAAGUCAUUGGUUGCAGUGGUUGUGGUUCUCCAAUUCAAGUUUCAGAGGUGAAACUGCUCUCUUUUUCAUCAGGCCAGUUAACUGUGUUCCUGCCAGCAGAGGUGAAAUCUAUAGGGACAGAAACAGAUCAUGUGCUGCCUUUGCAAGAACUGGCCAUGAGGACCCUCUAUAACACGUACUACAGGUUUUUGAAAGAUUUAAACUUUCUGACUCCAAUCUCACUACCCAAAAGCCUCUUGGAAUUGCUGUACUGUCCCUUGGGACACUGCCACCGCUGCAGCCAGCCUAUGUUUACCAUUGUCUACCCAAAGCUCUUUCCCUUGAGGGAAACUCCAAUGGCAGGAUUGCAUCAAGGGAGGACAACUGUUAGUUUUGUGGCAUACUGCUGCUCCACCCAGUGUCUGCAGACUUUUGACCUACUGAGUUGAUAAACAUUUCAACCUCCUCAGGAGUGCUGCCAGUGUAAAGCUGCAUUUGAUGCUGUGUCCCCUUGGUACUGGAAUACCGUGUGUGUGUGUGCCAAAGCAGCAGAAGUGCCCAGUCAGGAACACUCUGAGACACUUAAAUCCUGCCCUAUCAAAUCUGGAUGAACUGCUGGAACUUUUCAGAAGUGUAAAUACCGAGCUUUUAAAAGUAUUAACUUCUCUCUCCUCCGAGGCAGCACACAAACCAAACACAUUCACGAGCUCUGACUUCAGGAUUUCCAGUAUUUUUCAAAUGUGCCUGAUUUCAGGUUGACCCAUUGCAUCAUUUGAGGCAGUUGCAUUCCUGUAACAGGAAAAAAAAGUUUAGUUAUGGCAAACAGAUUUUCACUUAUUCAUCCCUGUUCUCUUCCCCUCUACAGCUGCCAUCAGGUAUUGCUGUAAGCCUGCAGAAACUUUUGAUGGAUCCCAGUGACUUUUCUAUAGAAUUCAGCCUUAUUUUCUCCCUCCCAUCUUAAUGUUUACCCCAGCAGUUAUACCAGUUGUAUACCAAGUCUUUGACAGUUCUCUGUGGUAUUUAAAUCCACAUGCUAAAAGCAGAUCUUUCUUUCUAGCAUCAUUAAAUACCACAGUGAUUUAAUUGGAGUAACUAGGAUAUGUCUGGAGACUGAAGAUCCUGUUUCAGUGAAGGCUGGUACUGAUGCCUACACUAAGGGCUCUUGCUCCAGCAUGUUUGAGGGUGUGUAUUCUUUAUUUUCGUUGCUUUAUUUUUAGAAAUAGUUCUCCUUUUGUUCCAUUGAGUUCUUCAGGAAGAAGACAACUUUUAAGUAUCAAUUUCCCUUUGAAAAACCCAACUAGUAAUAUGAUAGUAAAUCUUUAUUAUAUUUUUACAGUUGCAGGCUAUAGAUCUGCAAAGAGCUGGUCUUGAUCUUUUUCUAGAUUCAGCGUUUGGCUGAUUUGUCCAAGUGUAUCAGUGGAUUGUGUGCCUUGGAGAAGGUUGGAAAUCCAGGAGCAGGUGUGUAUCUCCAUGCACAGGUAUAUUUGCACAUGGAUACCUGCACAGAAGGGCUGGGACUUUUGUUUCCAUAUAUUAAUGGCAGAUUUGGUUCAAAUUGCCACUCACUAGCAUAUUUGUGGCAAUCUUUUUUUGUUACAUCUAGUUAAUUUUAAAUAAACAGCAAAGGAUGGAAAAAAGGCCCCAAAUGCCUACAUGCCUAAACAUUUUGAUUUUAUCUUGAAACAAUUUAUAGAUUACUUGCCCCUCUUGAUUUGUUUUUGAAUAUAUAGUAUUUUUUUUAAAUAUAAUUUGUUCUUUUUUUUUGCUUUCUAUUUCUUCAGUAUAAACCACUUGUUGAUUUAGCACAGUGUGCUGCUCUGUGCAGUAGGUAGUUACAAGCUGAAAUAGAUAUGAAUGAAACAGUUUGUUGUAAAAAUGGCAAGAUAAAGAGACUUAUUUGGUAGUGUAUUAGCAUAUGUUGUGGUGAGGUGUGCGUACUUUGAAGGCAGGAGGCAUUAAAAUGUUUUCCUGUUGCCAAAGAAGCAUUUGUUCCUUCUGCAGGCUUCCUGGCAUCUCUUCAAUAAAUAGAGUAUCUUAAGAGCUUAAAAGAGUACCAAAAAGGCAGUUUUGAGGGUGGAAAUUUUAGGUUGUGCAUGUUACUUGUAAAAAUCUUUCCUGGUUUUAUUGGGUUGGUUUUAGAGAGUUGAAUUAGCAUUAAGAAAUGUAGAACUUAAUCCUUCAGGAAUGCAAGUAUCAUCUACUGCUUAAGAAUUGUGAAACUUUCUAAAAUAAAUCCCAUUUAUUAUAUCUGCUUUGCAGUAGGGGAAAGAGCCAUGUCCAGGCAGCCUUGGUGCUUUAGGAUUUCUGUCUGUGUUGUUUCCCAGGUUUGUUGCCAUGUUGGAAUCCCAGCAGGCCCAGCCACCCCACAGGGUUCACUGCUGAGGCAGCACAAUCCACCUUCAGCUUUAUCCUUUUCCUUCAGUACCUCAGAGCUGAGAUGCAAAUUGCCCAUGUACAAUUAUAUCUGUAUCAGAAAUGUGCAAGUGUAGGACAGAAUCCACUUUUUUAAAACAGAUGACAAAAGCUAUGGUAAUGUUACAGAUGUUAAUUUUUAUACAAUACUCUGAUCAGGAAUUUUCAGUAUUAAUUUUUACUGUGACUUCCUCUGUCUUUGAAAGAGAUGUUUACUUGGAAGUUUUUGUCCUCUUUUUAUAGCAAGUUGUAGACUCGAAAUCACAGUUUAUAUCUGAAUUCAGUCUGUAAAUACUAUUUUGGAGUUAAAUCUGGUUGUGAUCACCUGAAAGAUAUUAUCAUUUGUUUUAUUAGGAGUCAAGAAGAGUGAAGCUUGAUUUUAUUAUUAUAAUUAUUUAUUUAUUAUUUUCUUUCUUCUCCCCAUAAUCUAAUUAUUUCUUAUUGAGUCUGUAUCAGUCUCUUUAUUAUUGUCUCCAAGUGCAGUUCAGAAGAAAUUUAACCUGUUCUAUAAGCAGAAUGAAUCUUAACUAAUGCUUUAAUAGAUGAUAUUUCUAGAAUGGAAUGUUCAAUAAAUAAAUGACUUAAACAUGCAAUUGAAGCUGAAAUGUCAUACCCUAUUUUUGUAAAACAAAGGGGAAAGCCAAUAUAUAGAUGAGAAUGCAGCUUAAAUUCAUGUUUGGAGUUUUGGGGUUUUUUUUUAAAAUUUGAACAGUGUUUGUAUUCAUCUGUAUCUUUGAGUGAUAUUCUUCUAGAUUAAAAUAACUCCAUUCUCACUUGUCCAAAUUUUUCUAAAGUUGUUCUGCUGUAAGAGUAUUUCAUAACCAGCAAGCAUGAGAGCCAGCUAUGCAAAUUGCAGAGGGGAGAGGGAGCUUGCUGCUGAUUGAACUGUGCAUCACUGGUUUUUCAAGGUGCCACAAGGCUUUGACUUUUCUUUGGUUGGUUUGUUUCUGGGUAAUUUUUCAUUUCUUGUUCUGGUUUGUCAGGUUAGUUCCCACUGAGGUAAUUUUUUCUGUGUACUACAAAAACUCAGGUUCCAGAUGUUGAAAAAAAUGACCAUUUAAGAAGUUUUUUUUUUGUUGUAACAGUAGGUCUUAAUUCUUAGCUUAGGGCAGGAGCAAGAAAAGUUUUUGGGUUUUUUUCUCAAGGUAUUACAAAGAGAAAGGUGCAGGAGAGGAAUGAGAUAAAAUAAGUCUUUAACCCAUUGAUACUGCUGUAAAAUCUUUUCUAAGUAAAGAUUAACUGCCAUUUUAAUUAGGGAUCACAGGCAUAAUUUUUGUUUUUAGUUGUGAUAAGAGGCACCAUAUUGAUAAAAGUCAGACCCUAUACAGAGGUAGCUUUUUGUUCUGCCACGGGGGAGAUGGAGGAAUCUCUGGUUUUGUUUAAAAAUCCUUUUGAGUGGUUUUGCAAUGGACACUGUUACAUUUGGAGCACUGUUCUUGGGAACCUUCCUCAUCAUCCCUCAGAGGAUCAGAAAUGCCCUUUCCUGUGCAAAGAGCAAGUCUAAUAUAAAGAAAUGUGUAUUUUUCUGUUUUGAUGCUUCUCCUGGGCUCUUAGCACGGCUCAUUACAAACCUCCUAUUUACUUGCUUGUGGUGAGGUUGAGAUGUUGCUCUGAGCAGAGCAGUGCUGUUUAUUGCCAAGUUGGCUUCAAUUGCUGCAGAUUGAAUUCUGCUGAAUCCCUUUUUCUGGCAUUGAAGGGAGCACAGGACUGUUCUAACACCCGUGUGGGAGCAGCGUGUCAGGUUCUACUGACAUCACAGCCCAGCUGAAGACUGGAGAGUGACAAACCUGUCACCAGAGAGGACAACUGGCUUUUGAAGGCCACUUUGGCCCCACCAAAGUACCACUGAUAACAGAAGAACUUUUGCCCUGAUGUCAGUGGACUGUGGGUCAACUUUUAACUGAUGAGAGGGAAGAAUGUGUGUUACCAUCUUUGUAUUUCUUGCAAAAACUGGGACAGCACCAGAAUCCAUGGCUGCUGCUCUGUCUGCAGCUGCACUUCCAUAAUUCCAAGAUGUACCUAUCUUUGCCUCUUACCUUCCUCUUAAUACUACUCAUGCUGUUGCAAAAUGUUAUAGUUAACUUGUGAUGGAAGAGGCUGAAUAAAUUGAAUCCAGAGUUUUUAUUACUUUUUUGUAUUACAGACCUAUUUUGUAAGAGACCGAAGGUCUGGUGGAAAGAAAUGGCAAUGUUCAUGUGAAGUCUUCAUUGCUUCUGCUUUUAUGUGCCCUUUCUUGGAUUAUAACUUGAACUUGGUUUGCAACUGAAUUCAUUCUGUGUCUGUGGAAAGCACAUGUGCGUUGCUUUCUUGCUCUGUAUUAGCCAAAUGUCACUCAGUGUGAAGGUGAGCUUGCUAGAUGGUUUAUUUAAAGUUAGUGGUGCGAUUAUUGUAUGUGCUUGUUAAUAAACUAUAUUUUUGGAUAGAA